AUGAUCUCACCGAUCCUUCAAACCGACUUGCAUCUUGGGUUGGUGAUGGGGAUUGUCUGCAGAUGGCAUGGAAUUGUCCGUCACGAUAGCAUUGGCCAUGUUAUUCUUCCUGGUGGUAAGAUCAAUCCUUCUUUGCUCAACUUGAAACAUUUGGUGCACUUGGACUCGAGCAACAAUGAUUUUGAAGGAAUUCAUAUUCCUAAAUUCCUUGGUUCUCCGGAGAGUUUGAUAUACCUUAACCUCUCCGAUGCUCGGAUUUGGAGGUAUGAUUCCUCAUCAACUAGGAAACCUCUCAAAUCUUCACUAUCUUAA
This is a messenger RNA of Dovyalis caffra, 312 nucleotides long. NCBI's taxonomy places the organism in Eukaryota, Viridiplantae, Streptophyta, Magnoliopsida, Malpighiales, Salicaceae. The record is from the annotation of a GenBank genome assembly.